Saxophila tyrrhenica is the source of this 966-nucleotide messenger RNA. RefSeq lists its product as uncharacterized. Bases 1 to 966 code for a protein of 321 amino acids. The transcript has 2 exons. Gene Ontology annotation, molecular function: RNA-directed RNA polymerase activity. The record is from RefSeq and is a predicted model, not a curated record. Lineage: Eukaryota; Fungi; Ascomycota; Dothideomycetes; Mycosphaerellales; Extremaceae. Gene Ontology annotation, biological process: siRNA processing. Gene Ontology annotation, cellular component: nuclear RNA-directed RNA polymerase complex.
AUGGAGUCGAAUAUGCUAGGCAUGAUCUGCAACACCCAUCUACAGCUUGCUGAUCAGCGUGAGACGGGAACCUUCUCGGAUGACUGCAUCAAGCUUGCCGGUAUGGCCUCCACAGCGGUGGAUUUUUCGAAGACAGGCAUUCGCGUCGAUACGUCGGAACUACCUCGCUACCCAAGGAUGAGGCCCGACUUCAUGGCUCCAUCCCCUCGUGUGGUCGUAUCCGCUGGUGGCCAUCUAGAUGUUGAAGAGGACGACAAUGAAGACGACCCUGCCUUCGAGGACUUGGAUGCGGAGAAGCGACCGUUCCGCUACUACGAGAGCCAGAAAGUCCUUGGGCAACUCUAUCGCGCGAUUGACGAGCAGAAGUUCCUCUCCAAGAUGCAGACAGAUCGCCGAGCUGCCAUGACCGCUGGCCAUCACAACCUAAUGGGCAGGCUGCAGCAGUACAUGGCCCGCAUGGCAUCGAACUACGGCAUCCUGUACCUCCACCAUGCUGAGCUGGCGCGCGACAUCCGAUCUGGGUACGAGGAAAGCCUCUUAAACAUCCUGCACACCUACGCCCCAUCAACCAACAUGCCCAUCUCCGAACACGAAGCCUUCGCCGGCACCAUCCUCGGCCGCAAAGGCGGAGCGCAAAACAAGCCUCUCCGUGAAUUGGGCAAGACGAUGCGCGAGCGCUUCCAGGCCAUCGUCGAGUACAACAUCAUGCGCAUCACCAAGGGCGACGAGCAAAUGCACGGGGUCAGCGACCUCGACUUGCUGUAUGAGGACAGCGUGGAUCGGCAGGUUGAGGCGCUGCCGAGGGCUAUGGCGUGCUUGCAGGUGGCGGUUGAGGAGAGAGGGUGGGUGGAUAGGGAGUUGGGGGAGUUGCAGUCGUUUAAGUGUAUUGCUGCUGGGGUGUGUUUGAGGGAGUUUGAGCGGUAUAGGAUUACGACGUUGGGGUCGUAUGUACUGCCGCCGGUGUGA